Neofelis nebulosa (Clouded leopard) is the source of this 6692-nucleotide messenger RNA. RefSeq names its product toll like receptor 4 (gene TLR4). The coding region runs from base 322 to 2823 and encodes 833 amino acids. The record is from RefSeq and is a predicted model, not a curated record. Gene Ontology annotation, molecular function: protein binding; lipopolysaccharide immune receptor activity; lipopolysaccharide binding. Lineage: Eukaryota; Metazoa; Chordata; Mammalia; Carnivora; Felidae. Gene Ontology annotation, biological process: toll-like receptor signaling pathway; defense response to Gram-negative bacterium; immune response. Gene Ontology annotation, cellular component: membrane. The transcript has 3 exons.
GGAGGUCAGAUGACUUCCCGGGAUCAAAGUCAGCUUCCUCUUGCUGUUACUUGGACCACUGAUCUGCAGACAUUUUCUUCUUCUUCUAACUUCCCCUCCUGUGACUGGGGACAUAACUAUUAGAGAAACAAAAGCCCAGAACGCUAAGGUUGCCUUUCUCACUUCCUCUUGCCUCUGAACGCAGCAUUGCUUUGAAUACAGUCAUUGUCCUAGGGCACUGAGCAGGGGAGAGAAAGCGGCAGUACCUCGGAGGCCACACCAGCAGGCGGAUACAGCGUGUCAUGUUUCACCGAGCCAUUUUUGGACACAGAAAAUGCCAGAAUGAUGCCUCCUACCCGCCUGGCUGGGACUCUGAUCCCAGCCAUGGCCUUCCUCUCCUGCCUGAGACCUGAGAGCUGGGACCCUUGUGUGGAGGUGGUUCCUAACAUUACUUACCAAUGCAUGGACCUGAAUCUUCACAAAAUCCCCGACAACAUCCCCUCAUCAACCAAGGACCUGGACAUGAGCUUUAACCCCCUGAGUCAUUUAGGCAGCCAUAGUUUCUCCAACUUCCCAGAACUGCAGGUGCUGGAUUUAUCCAGGUGUGAAAUUCAAAUAAUUGAAGAUGAUGCAUAUCAGGGCCUAAACCACCUCUCCAUCUUGAUAUUGACAGGAAAUCCUAUCCAGAGGUUAUUCCCAGGAGCUUUUUCUGGACUAUCGAGUUUACAGACGCUGGUGGUUGUGGAAACAAAUAUAGCAUCUCUAGAGGACUUCCCCAUUGGACAUCUCAAAACGUUGAAGGAGCUUAAUGUGGCUCACAAUCUUAUCCAUUCCUUCAAAUUACCUGAAUAUUUUUCUAACAUGCCCAACCUUGAGUAUUUGGAUCUUUCCAAUAACAAGAUCCAAAAUAUUUAUCAUAAAGACUUACAGGUUCUACAUCAAAAGCCUCUACUCAACCUUUCUUUAGACUUGUCCCUAAACCCUUUAGACUUUAUCCAACCAGGUGCCUUUAAAGAAAUUAAGCUCCGUAAACUGACUUUGAGAAGUAAUUUUAAUAGUACAGAUGUAAUGAAAGCUUCUAUUCAAGGUCUGGCAGGCUUACAGAUCCAUCAGUUGGUUCUGGGAGAAUUUAAAAAUGAAAGGAACUUGGAAAGAUUUGACAAAUCUAUCCUGGAGGGACUGUGCAAUUUGAUCAUAGAAAAAUUCCGGAUAGCAUACUUUGACAAGUUCUCAGAGGAUGCUAUUGACUCAUUUAAUUGUUUGGCAAACGUUUCUACCAUUUCUCUGGUGCAUCUGUAUUUCAACGGGCUAAAACAGCUCCCUAAAAAUCUCGGAUGGCAACGGUUAGAAUUGGUUAACUGUGAAUUUGAACAAUUUCCCACAUGGAAGCUGGACUCUCUCAAGGAGCUUGUUUUCUCUGCCAACGAAGUUGGGAACACUUUUACUCAGGUUAAGUUGGAAAGCCUUGAGUUUCUAGAUCUCAGUAGAAAUGACUUUAGUUUCAAGAGUUGCUGUUCUGAGAGAGAUUUGGGGACAACCAGACUGAAGCAUUUAGAUCUAAGCUUCAACAAUAUUAUUACCAUAAGUUCAAACUUCUUGGGCUUAGAACAGUUAGAAUAUCUAGAUUUCCAGCAUUCCAGUUUGAAACAGGUCAGUGAUUUUUCAGUAUUCCUACCCCUCAAAAACCUCCGUUACCUUGAUAUUUCUUACACUCACACCCAAGUUGCCUUCCAUGGCAUCUUCAAUGGCUUGAUCAGCCUCCAAAUCUUAAAAAUGGCUGGCAAUUCUUUCCAGGACAACUUCCUUCCAAAUAUUUUCAUGGAGCUGACUAACUUGACCAUUCUAGACCUCUCUGAUUGUCAGCUGGAACAGGUGUCCCAAGUGGCAUUUAACUCACUCCCUAAACUUCAGUUGCUAAAUAUGAGUCACAACCACCUCUUAUCAUUGGAUACACUUCCUUAUGAACCACUUCACUCCCUCCAGACUCUGGACUGCAGUUUUAACCGUAUAGUGGCCUCUAAGGAGCAAGAACUACGGCAUUUUCCAAGUAAUCUAUCUUCCUUAAAUCUUACUCGGAAUGAUUUUGCUUGUGUUUGUGAACACCAGAGUUUCCUGCAGUGGGUCAAGGACCAGAGGCAGCUCUUGGUGGAAGUUGAACAGAUGGUGUGUGCAAAACCUUUGGACAUGCAGGGUAUGCCCAUGCUGAAUUUUAGGAAUGCUACCUGUCAGGUGAGCAAGAGCAUCAUUACUGUGUCGGUUUUCACUGCACUCUUGGUUUCUCUGGUGGUGGUUCUGGUGUAUAAGUUCUAUUUCCACCUGAUGCUUCUUGCUGGCUGUAAAAAGUAUAGCAGAGGUGAAAGCACCUAUGACGCCUUCGUUAUCUACUCAAGCCAGGACGAAGAUUGGGUGAGGAAUGAAUUGGUAAAGAACUUGGAGGAGGGGGUGCCCCCUUUUCAGCUCUGCCUUCACUACAGAGACUUUAUUCCUGGUGUGGCCAUCGCCGCCAACAUCAUCCAGGAAGGUUUCCAUAAAAGCCGGAAGGUUAUCGUCGUGGUGUCCCAGCACUUUAUCCAGAGUCGAUGGUGCAUCUUUGAGUAUGAGAUUGCCCAGACUUGGCAGUUUCUGAGCAGCCGUGCCGGCAUCAUCUUCAUCGUCCUGCAGAAGUUGGAGAAGUCCCUGCUGCGGCAGCAGGUGGAGCUGUAUCGCCUUCUCAACAGGAACACCUACCUCGAGUGGGAGGACAGUGUCCUGGGGAGGCACAUCUUCUGGAGACGACUCAGAAAAGCCUUGCUGGAUGGUAAACCACACAGUCCAAAAGGAAUGGCAGAUGCAGAAGGCAGCUAGCGUGGAAGAGUAACCUCUGCCUGAGGAGGAAACGCUCCUGCAGUGCUCCUUGCCCAGCUUGACCCAGUACCUUCGUUCACGAAAUGAGAAUUAAAUGCUGUGACAUACCUGGCGCUGUGCCAAGGGCAGAUGAUUCAGUGGUGCCCGAGGAACCCAGGACUGCUGACCUCAUGGGGUUUACAGUGCAGGGGGAAUAAGUACUGUGCUAAAUUACAGAAUCUCCAGGUGGAUGUUCCAACCAAAUCAGCUAAGGAGUCCAUGGCAGGGAAAGUCAACUCAACACUUACCCCAUCAAACUGAAUUAGACCUAAGACCCUGGGCCCUAGUGAAAUCAGAAGGUAUAGUUCUUCACCUGAGUCUUCUGAAUGGAAACUACCUCAUGUUUUACAUUUUAGCCAGCUUAAAUUUAACUGAAUGAGGUCUUUACUCACUUUUCCCUUUUCUAUUGAAUGCAAUUUAAAUUCCACUUGAUAACUCAGAAGGCUCCUGAUUGAGACCACCUCCCCUCCAAUUUCAACCUGUUUCCUUACAUAGGCUAAAGUCUGUAACUAAUUCCGAAGGAAAUCUGAGUAAUACAUAUCCACAAACAUCCUGGUCUUUCUUUUGUAUGUUCUAAAUAUUAACUGACUGUGCCUGAUAUAUUUUUGUUUUUAUAAAUCUAGUUCUCAUUUUUCAUGUCUUCUCUAUAAACUCUUACCAUAAAUAAGGCUUUUAGAGACAUGCUAGAAAUUUCCAUAUUUAAGCACUAUCAUUCAAGAAAAUAUGUGAAAUUCACUCCAUCACUCUGUCGCUUGAUGUCACUCUAAAGUUAUUAACUACUAAGUUAUGACUAUGAAGGAAGCAUUACAAUGAUUUUGUUUAAAGUGGCACUUUUUGUAAGAAAGAGGGACAAGUCCAAAUUCCUGGUCUUAUAAAGAGCAAUUCAGGCUAAGGGCAGGCCAAGAAAUGGGAUGGCCUCAGGAGGUCAUUUUUUGAUGGUCCUAGAAACAUAUGGCUGAUACAGUUGAGGUGACCACAUGAUGAGAGCUGCAGCAGUCUCUUCCACAGCAGAUGAAUAUUGCCUGACAGGACAUUGAUGCCUUCAGGGAUUGUGAAAUAGUUUAAGGUGGGGAGCAUACAUUGUGGCUUCCUGUUGGGUAUCACUCUGUGACCACAUUUAGGAAGGAGUGGAUGUUAUGACUGAGAAAAUAAUGUCACUGAGGGUAAAGUGGGUCAUGUUGAGGAGAAUUCUUCGAAGAGCACACACUUAUCUUCCCCAGAAUGGUACAUUCAAAGGAAGAUCAGUGAAGAUACUUGGAAAAUAUGCUUGUCAAAACUGAAAACAUGGCCACACCCAAGAGUGUGCUUGUGACGGAGUGUUUCAGAGUGCAUUUUCAUUGCAAUAUAGUGGGAGGUGUUGCACACAGCUGGGUGUGCUUCUAAGUCUUAUGUGGUAGUGAAAGUGGAUAGUGGAUCUAUGUAUUUGUGCAUGUCUCUAAGUAUUACUGUCUGUGUGGAUGCAAGAGUUUGUGUGUGUGUGUGUCUGUGUGAUUAUGUCUGUAUGGAACAGUGUGAUUAUAUUGCAAGGGGAAUAUGUGAUUGAUGUGAAUGUCUACAGCUGUUGCUUUAUUAUUUUUAUUAUUUUUUAACGUUUAUUUAUUUAUUUUGAGACAGAGAGCAAGCGGGGGAGGAUGAGAGAGAGAAUUCCAAGCAAGUUCCAUGCUGUCAGUGCAGAGUCCGAUGUGGGUUUCCAUCUCAGGAACUGUGAAAUUGUGACCUGAGCUGAUAUCAAGAGUCGGAUGCUUAACCGACUGAGACAUUCAGGUGCCCCUACAGCUGUCUGAGAUAGGUUCUCUACUCUUGUGUUUGUAUGUGAUUACUUAUAUACAAAUGUCUACAUUAGAUUCUGAGUAUGCCUGAAGGCAUGUGUUUUCUGCGCGUGUCCACGCUAUAGUGAGUGUGUGUUUUGCACAUGUGUGUUAGUUCAAGCAAACAUACAAGACUCCAAGGAGGAAAAUCAAAAUGUAACUAGAGUGUUUCUUGUAUACAAGGCUGAUGCUGGCCUUCUUCCCAUCAGCCUCCUCUCCCAGAUGGGAAUUCAGAAAAUUGCAGGUGAGGUAGACCAGAAAGGAAAGAAAUGAUACGAUGUUAAUGUAAGGGGAGGAAAGAAGAAAGUCAGACCUAGGGCAAAUUCUUUGCAGCUAUUUAAGUCCUCUGGAUUGAAAAGACAUGAAGAGUGGAAUAGAGAGAAAGUAAUACUAAUUGGAAUGCCUUAAAUUUGUGUAAUACCUUACAACUUGGAAUAUGGUCACACAAUUAUGACCACAUAUAAAUUUCUUAUCAUUGAGGUGAGGUAGCAGGUUAAGAAUUAGUUUCCUCAUUUUACUGACAUUAAACCUGAAGUGAAAGGAAGUAAAUUUAUUGUCAAUAGGCCACAGUGUAAAUGAACGGCAGGACCUGGACUUGGGCCUCCAGCCUCCUCAGGGCAGCUCAGUUUUCUACUACACCCCACUGCUUCAUGCUGAGAGUUGGUAAAACAAGAAGUGAAACCCCUGUAGUUUUCUGUGUGGUUGACACUAGUCAAGGGUUUUUCACUGAAACCAUGAAUCUUUAGGCAAAUACAUAUGCAACACAUGUUAUAUAUCAAAUGAUUUACUUACAACACAUUUCUUUCCAUAAAGGAUGUGAGGGAGAUUCAAAUGGGCAAUAAGGCUAACCGAUUAGAACCAGAAAAGCUGGACAAAGAAUGAAAAGGGGAAAGGAAGACACUAAGCAUAAGGUUUAGCAUACUGUUUUCCCAUUCAACCCUUGGAAAGACCCCUCCCCCCCCCCCCCCCCCCCGCUGGUGUUUUGGGUAGUGUGGCUUCUGGAGAAAGCCAAAAUUCAGAUUCACCAUGUAUCCUGUAUGCUUUGGGCUUCACUUUUAUGAGAGUCGAGCCAACUCAAAUACAAAAUGAGGGUAGAAUAUUACUCUGUAAACUGUUGUAAGUAUUCAAAAUAAUUGCACAUAUAAGGGAUACUACUUUUAUGGAGGAGCGAUCCUCUGGGACUUUAUGCAGGGCGAACAGAAAUAAACACUAAGUGGUCUUCUCAAAAACAAUUAUUUUAGCAAUUGCUGUUUUCCCAAACUGUGGGACCACAGGAAGACUGUAACUGUAAUCAGGCAGUUUCUUUCUGACUUGGCCUCCACCCACAGGAUAGUCAGAACCCUAGCCCCCUUCUGGACUUUAUCACCUUUCUAGAAAUCACCAGCAGGUCCUUGGAGGGUCUUACGUAAACACAGUUCUCACAAAAAUGACUGACUGCUCUGUGAGGGCAGAGGGCAUGUGCACUCAUCCUUUGCUGCUCCAGCCCUGAGGUCAAUGGCCUGCACACAGCAGACAGAACAACAUCGUCUAUUGGAAGAAUUAAUGAGUGAAUGAAGAACCAUCUCCAGAGGGGAUGUUGUCCUUUGCACCUCCUGGUCAAGGCCCCCAGGUCCCAGGCCACUGUUCUCUGCCACCCAUGCAGUAUCUGGGGCUCUAGCUUUCCAUGGCUACUUCCUGUCUCUGUUGUUGUCUGCAUAGAUGGUCCCAGCUAUUUCCUCCACUCGGUUCCUUAACUCCAAGUAUCCCAAAAGUUACUUUGCAGAAGAGAGGAAGAGGAGUUAUAAUAGUUACUUACCCGUUGUGGCUAUUUUUAGGUCCUACUCUACUGCUUUAUGUAUGAUAUCUAAUUUAAAUUCCCAUACCAUGACUAUGAGAUUGAUUCUAGUAAUAUCAGCAUUAUUACCCAUUAGGAAACAAAGAUUUUGAAACUGUAAGUAACAUACCCAAAGUCACAUAGCUAGUAGUAAAUGCACAGCUUGGAUUUAAAACAAGUCUCUCUGAAAUUAAAAGUCAGCUAUGCUA